Penicillium cinerascens is the source of this 1923-nucleotide messenger RNA. RefSeq names its product NAPDH-dependent diflavin reductase (gene tah18). Lineage: Eukaryota; Fungi; Ascomycota; Eurotiomycetes; Eurotiales; Aspergillaceae. The record is from RefSeq and is a predicted model, not a curated record. Gene Ontology annotation, molecular function: flavin adenine dinucleotide binding; NADPH-hemoprotein reductase activity; FMN binding. Gene Ontology annotation, cellular component: cytosol. The transcript is spliced from 4 exons. The coding region runs from base 1 to 1923 and encodes 640 amino acids.
AUGGACACGCAGAGCCCCGGUCAAUCAAGGUCGGCACUCAUUCUUUAUGGGUCCGAGACCGGCAACGCGCAGGAAGUGGCCGAGGAAUUGGGCGCCCUGGCCGAGCGCCUGCGGUUCACGACACAUGUAUCCGAGUUGAAUCAGUCGAAGCCGGAAACUUUUUCUUCGUACACGCUUACCAUUUUCGUCGUAUCAACAACCGGACAAGGGGAUUUGCCGGGGAACGCACGGUCGUUUUGGAAGUCGCUGCUGCUUAAGAAGCUCCCACCGACAUACUUGAAUGGCGUGCAGUUUGCGAUAUUUGGGCUGGGUGAUAGCUCAUAUCCCAAGUUCAACUGGGCAGCACGGAAGCUCUACAAGCGGUUGCUGCAGCUCGGCGCAAAUGAUAUCUACCCGAUGGGAGAAGCUGAUCAGCAGCAUCCAGAAGGAAUCGAAGGCACUUUCAUACCGUGGAUAACUGACUUCCGAAAGCACUUGCUGGAUAUACACCCCCUCCCUCCUGGUCAACAUCCCAUUCCAGACGACGAACAGCUGCCACCAAAAUGGAUAUUACAAUUGAGAGGUGGUGAGACAUCUGUCCCCGAGCCAAGGCCCGAGUCCUCGGCGGACAAUUCAGUUGAAGUGGAUAAAUACUCUGGCUUGCACAACUUGGACCAUGAUAUCAGACCACUACCGGAUACCAUGAACGCAACUCUGGUCCAAAAUCAGCGGAUCACACCACAGAAGCACUGGCAGGAUGUCCGACGGAUUUCUCUGACCGUUCCGGACUCCGUCUCCUACAAUCCCGGAGACAUGAUCGCCAUCACACCUAAAACAUCACCAAGUGAUGUGCAAAUACUUCUGGAUUUAAUGGGUUGGAAUGAGCAGGCAGACAAACCUAUUGCCCUUGUCCCAACGGGAAACAUACUCGCACCCUCUCCGAUACCCGGUCUCGACUCCUAUCCGAACUUGACCUUACGCUCUCUCCUCAUAGAUUAUCUCGACAUCAAAGCCAUUCCCCGCAGGUCGUUCUUUUCAAGCAUUGCCCACUAUACAAACGAUGAGAUGCACAAAGAGCGACUUCACGAAUUCACAAACCCCGAGUACCUGGAUGAACUGUGGGACUACACAUCGCGCCCACGGCGCAGCAUUCUCGAGGUGCUGCACGAGUUCGACUCUGUCAAAAUCCCCUGGCAGCACGCAGUUUCCGUUCUCCCCGUCAUUCGUGCAAGACAAUUUAGUAUUGCUAGUGGCGGAGAGAGAAAGCGGACACCCGAUGGCAAAGCCCAGUUUGAAUUACUCAUCGCCAUCGUCAAGUAUCAAACGGUCAUCAAACGGAUCCGCGAAGGUGUCUGCACCAAGUACCUAUCCAUCCUCCGCCCAGGCAGCACGCUUCGCGUCCAGUUACAACCGGGUGGGCUAAACUCUUCGGUGCAGCAACUCACCGGAUCAACCGUUCUUAUCGGACCCGGCACCGGAAUCGCACCUCUGCGGUCCAUGCUAUGGGAAAAGGCAGCUCUGGUGCAAGCCUACCGUGAGCAGAACCCUGGUGUUGAGCCCCCGGUCGGACCUACCGUGCUACUCUACGGCGGUCGCAAUCGCACCGCAGAUUUCCUCUUCGAAGAGGACUGGGCCCAUUUGAGUAAACUCAUCCCGCUGCAGGUGCUCACUGCGUUCUCACGAGACCAACAACAGAAAGUCUACGUGCAAGAUACCAUUCGCCAAAAUUUUAAACUUUUCUUCCGUCUUCUCCAUGACAUGCAGGGAUCGGUUUAUAUCUGUGGCUCAUCGGGACGUAUGCCUCAAGCCGUGCGCGAAGCUCUUAUCGAGGCUUUUGCAAAUGGUGGGACGCCCGAGUCGGGGCAGUCCUAUAACCGGUCUCAGGCGGAGGAGUAUUUGAUUGGAAUGGAGAAGAUUGGGCGGUACAAGCAGGAAACGUGGUGA